This is a messenger RNA of Procambarus clarkii (red swamp crayfish), 4286 nucleotides long. RefSeq names its product eukaryotic translation initiation factor 4B. Gene Ontology annotation, molecular function: RNA binding. NCBI's taxonomy places the organism in Eukaryota, Metazoa, Arthropoda, Malacostraca, Decapoda, Cambaridae. The record is from RefSeq and is a predicted model, not a curated record.
AUGUCGACUGGUGGGUACCACAUUGGCCAUGUGCUGGCUCCCUGCCUCGCCUGACCCCCACACCUGACCUCGGACGCUGGCACCAUGGUUGUAGCCAGGUGUAGCGCCGAGACCAAGCUGCCUCGGGGUAAAAAAAGCAAGAAGACCAAGAAGAUACACCUUUCACUGGGUGAGUUCCUUGGGGCGUCUACUCCUAGCGGAGGAUCUGCUGUAGUGGUCAACAAGAGCAGCUGGGCUGAGGAAAGUGAGGAUUAUGAGGAGGAUCGUUUUGCCACACCCGAGCGGUUGGUACUACCAACAUGUCCACGUACGGCCCGUGAGCCAGACGUGGAUCCAGAACGCAUUCCAAGAGAUCCUCCUUUCACGGCAUACAUUGCCAAUCUUCCGUUCGAGGUUGAUGAUGACGAGAUUAUCCGAUUUUUUCAAGACCUUAAGGUCAAGUCCAUCCGCCUCCCUCGGGAAGGUGGUGAAACUGGUCGAUUCAAAGGCUUCGGCUAUGUGGAGUUUGAAACAAGAAAUGAAUUGAUUGAGGCUCUUUCUAAGAGUGAUGAUGUUAUGGGUAACCGUAAGAUACGUGUGGAUAUUGCCGAGGGAGAGGGAGGUAACCAGAGACGAGGCUUCUCGGAUCGCGGUGGUAGGGACGAGGAGCGACUAGAUCGCAGUGAAGGAAUUUCUGAUUGGAGAGCUGGUCCUAGAGAUGCACCACAGAGAGAUGGAAGAGAUGAUCGUAGCCCAGGUCGAGGAGGAUUUGACAGGGACCGUCGUGAUGAAGGCCGUGGAGGAUUUGGUGACCGUGACAGAGGGGGCUUUGGAGAUCGGGAUCGAGGUGGUGGUUUCGGGGACCGGGAUCGAGGUGGCGGUUUCGGUGACCGGGACCGGGAUCGAGGUGGCGGUUUCGGUGACCGGGACCGCGAUCGAGGUGGAGGUUUUGGUGAUCGGGAUCGCGAUCGAGGUGGCGGUUUCGGUGAUCGGGAUCGCGAUCGAGGUGGUGGUUUCGGUGAUCGGGACCGCGAUCGAGGUGGCGGUUUUGGUGACCGGGACCGCGAUCGAGGUGGUGGUUUCGGUGACCGGGACCGCGAUCGAGGCGGUGGUUUCGGAGAUCGGGACAGAGGUGGUGGUGGAGGUUUUGGUGAUAGAGACCGUGACCGUGGUGGAUUUGGAGACAGGGAGAGAGGGUUCAGGGACAGAUAUGGAGACAGAGGCUAUGACAGAGACAGAGGCUAUGACAGGGAUAGAGGCUAUGACAGAGACAGAGGAUAUGACAGGGAUAGAGGUGGACGGUUUGGGGGUGGAGGAGGUCGUUAUGAUGAGGACCGCCGAGGUGGGGGUGGCGGCGGUUUCCGAGAAGAUAAUCCUUGGAGACGCGAUCGUGAAGCGCCCUCUACAAGGGCAUCGUCCAGUGGGGAAAAUUCUCUUCCUAAGGAACGUCCUAAAUUGAAUUUAAUACCAAGAGGUGGUGCUGGAGGCGAAGAGAAAAAAGAACCUAGUAACAAUAGUAGCGAUGGUGGCGUAAGUGCCGACAGUGAUGGUGGUGUAAAUACUGGUGGUGACGGAGGUGUAAAUACUGGUGGUGACCGUAUCCCAAGUGGUGGCCGUGGUGGUGACGGCGUCCCAAGUGGUGGUGGCGACGACAACCCAAGUGUUGGCCGUGGUGGCGAUGGCGCCCUAAGUGAUGGCCAUGGUGGCGACGACGCUCCAGGUGGUGGUCGUGGUGGUGAUGGCGCCCCAGGGGGUGGCCGUGGUGGUGAUGGCGCCCCAGGGGGUGGCCGAGGUGGUGAUGGCGCCCCAGGGGGUGGCCGAGGUGGUGAUGGCGCCCCAGGGGGUGGCCGUGGUGGUGAUGGCGCCCCAGGGGGUGGCCGUGGUGGUGAUGGUGCCCCAAGUAGUGGUCGUGGUGGUGACGGCGGCCGUAGUCGUGGUGGUGGUGGUGGUGGCGGCAGCAGCAGCGGCAGCAGUAUCUUCGGCGCAGCUAGACCUGUAGACACCGCAUCUCGUGAAAAGCAAAUUGAAGAGAAGCUAACAGUAAAGGAACAUCCUAUGAAACGGGAAGGUGGAGUAGGUGGUGGCAGCACUGGAGGUGGCAUAUUUGGUAAUGCUAAACCUGUCGACACUGCUUCUCGUGGGGGUGGUGGAAGCAGCAGAGGUGGCGGCUUUAGUGGUGGUAGCAGAAGUGGUGGUGGCGGCGGUGGUGGUGGCAGCAGAAGUGGUGGUGGUGGAGGCGGCGGCGGGGGUGGUGGUAUAUUUGGUAAUGCCAAACCUGUUGACACCGCUGCGCGUGAGCGCCAGAUAGAAGAGAAGCUCCGCAAAUUAGAUGGCGGCAGCAAAGAUGAACCUCGUCGAUUUGAACGUAGAGAUGAUAGAAGAGAGGAUCCACGGGACGAUCGACGAGACAUUCGAAGGGAUAACUACACCAAUGAUCAUCUGAGUGACCGGCAAAGAGAUCAGAGAGAUGACAGAACGGAAAGAAAAUCGCAUCAGCCAGAUGAUAGAGACAGAAAGAGUGACGAGGAUCAUGGUGGUGGAGGCCGCAGUACCGAGAACCACGACUUGCCGCCACGUGUGAAACUUGCUAAGGAUGAUGAACCGAUUCUUGAUACAACUAAUAAGUUUGCCAGUUUGGACUUGGAGAUUGAAGAUUAGUGACAGUCUUGUAAUGCUGGAGGGUCGUAGGUUAUAUGGCCCUGUGAUCCCCGUGCUGGCUAAACUGAGUGUUCGUAUGUCUCGCCUGUGUGGAGCCACCUUCCUGACGUGCACGCACUGUCCUCCAUGACUAUCAUGGAUGCCAAGAACGAGCCAGUGUCUGUUGGUCGAGCCAUGUGCCCAGUUUCACUUGUGAUGUCCUCGUUGCCUCGGAUAAAGGUGCCAGAAGCAUGUGAUUCACAUGUGAUUAAUUGUCCUUUAUUUCCACACUGUAAUCAAUACUGUGAGCCGAGUUGGUGUAUUGUCUGGUACACUCCUUCUUGUGACUUUGAAGGGGACAAUCUCUGCACCUGUCGUAUUGUAGGACGGCAGAGUUCUUAUGAGGCAGAUCUACAUGGGUAUUUGUUGAGGUUGAUGAAUACAGGUAGUCAUGUUUGCCAACAAAACAGAAAUACUUCUCUUCGAUUUUGUGCCCCAGUAUGUGAUUUUUACAUUUCAUGAUCACUUUCUUUAAUUUUAGUUUUUAUUUAAAUCUGGUUUUGAAAUACAUUGUGUGGUAAUUUAAUUUUCUUCAUCGGACUUCAAAGAGCUUGUAUAUAUUUGUAUACAUACAUCUUCCUGACAUUUCUUCAAGAUUGUGGUGUUUGGUCACAUGCUGGGGCACAGAAUGAUGUCUAGAAGAUAUAAUGUUGUGUAAACUUGAGCUUCCCAGGUGUGAUAAUGUUGAUCUUGAGCUGUGAUUAUAAAGCUGUGAGCUGCCAAUGGCAGUGAUAGCAGCACUGUAGCCUUCUCAAGCUGUGAUGACUUGAAUCUAACAGUUGUGGUCUGCUCCAUGUACCCAGGCCAGUCAAUUGCCCCGUGUUGUAGGCUGUAUCUCUUGGUUGGAAAAAAUGUGUGGCAUAAAGUACCCAGGCUGUAUACGGACAUCUCCAGAGGACUAGUAAUUGGUUGCAUGUCACUUGACAGGUUUCUUUAGUGCUUUGGUGUUAAGCACAUACUUGCCCAUGCUUGGAAGUGGGCAGAGGAGGACCAGGCUCUCGGGUGACCUUGUAGGAUUGGCGGACAAGGUGAGGCACUACAGGAGGGGGAAGUCACAGCUGGCCAGGGAUGGAGCCAGUUAGUAAUAUAUUUAUUAGGUUAAGUUCCUGUUUGUAUUGUUGUAUCUACUACUAGCUGUCAAAAUAUGAUAGUGUAAGUAUAAGGAAGCUUUUAUAUAAGGUCUUAUGCCUUUGAGAUGUUAAGAGCACGUCAAUAUACGAGCAUUGCUCCCUAGUGUUUUUAUCCAGAUGGGAAUAUUUCCAUGCAUAUUAUUAAAUGUAAUGCAUUAUAUGCACAUGUUUAGAUUGUUGGCAUACCACUAAUCCCUAGUCUCAAAUAUUGUAGCCAUUUAUAAGUGUAAUACUGUACUUUAAAAGAUGGACUUUUUCUACUUUGAAAAUGCUCUUGUGAGGUUUUAUUGAAGAAUAGGCUUAAAAAAGAUGUAUAGCUUUUAUUUUCCCCUAUUUUACAGAUAUAUGUUUAUUGGAGUUGAUACAAAAUUGAAUGUCUAUGCACCCAGGCUUGUCAAUGUUACAUUGCUAGUGUGUUGCAAUUGGAAAUUUUUUUAAAUGUUGUGUUGAUCUUUUGCAUAAUAAACAAUAGAAUCAUGA